Myripristis murdjan (pinecone soldierfish) is the source of this 2664-nucleotide messenger RNA. It is a transcript of the gene gss, whose product is annotated as glutathione synthetase. Gene Ontology annotation, cellular component: cytosol. Gene Ontology annotation, molecular function: ATP binding; glutathione synthase activity; glutathione binding. Lineage: Eukaryota; Metazoa; Chordata; Actinopteri; Holocentriformes; Holocentridae. Gene Ontology annotation, biological process: glutathione biosynthetic process. The record is from RefSeq and is a predicted model, not a curated record. The transcript has 13 exons. The coding region runs from base 143 to 1573 and encodes 476 amino acids.
CGCGGGGGGCGCGUCUCUGGGUGGCAGUGGCGUACGUUCAUGCGUCAGCUCCGUUCAGCGUCAGCCCCACCACACUGGACGUCAACGGCCAGUAUUGGCAUUUUAAGGAGCACUGUUUUCCGUGUGACUCAGGUGAGUAACUAUGGCCCAGGGGAUCCCAGAGGAGAUGUUAAUGAAUACCACGCUCAUCAAAGAGCUGGCAGAUGUGGCAAAGGAUGCAGCUCUAAUACAUGGAGUGGUAAUGCGGAUUAAAGAGACCCCCAAUUCAUCAGAGCUGGUGACCUACGCUCCAUUCACACUUUUUCCCUCGCCUGUGCCAAAAGCUGUGUUCCACCAGGCUCUGGCAGUGCAAACUCACUUCAAUUUGCUUGUGGACAAGAUCAGUCAGGACUCAGGCUUUCUGGAGGAAGCUCUUGCUAGCACCAUUGCAGUGGAUGAUUUCACAAGGAGGCUGUUUGAUAUCUAUCGAAGUGUCCUAAAAGAAGGAAGGUCUCAGUCCAUCGUGUUGGGCCUGAACCGGUCAGACUACAUGCUGGACCAGAGAGAGGAUGGGACUUCUUCUCUGAAGCAGAUAGAGAUUAACACCAUCGCUGCCAGUUUUGGAGGUCUUGCCUCACGCACCCCAGAUGUCCACCGACACAUCCUUCAGGUGGCAGGCCGGCUGGAGGACAGCCAGCGUAUCCUAGACAACAACCCUGCAGCAGGUCUGGCCAAGGGCCUAGCCAAGGCCUGGAAGCUUUAUGGAUCAGAGAGAGCAGUGGUCAUGUUCUUGGUUGAAGAGGGCCAAAGAAACAUCUUUGACCAUCGAUAUGUUGAGAAUGAGCUGUGGAAAAGAAAAAUUCCUACAAUAAGAAGACGGUUUCAAGAUGUGUGUAAGACAGGGUCCCUUGAUCAGGACAAGAGACUGUUUGUAGAUGGACAGGAGGUUGCGGUGGUGUAUUUCAGGGAUGGCUACAUGCCUCAGAACUACAUCUCUGAACAGAGUUGGGAUGUUCGUCUUCUGAUGGAGCGCUCUCUGGCUGUGAAAUGUCCAGACAUCAGCACCCAUCUGGCUGGAACCAAGAAGGUCCAACAGGAACUGGCCAGGCCUGGAGUCCUGGAGAGGUUUUUCCCCGACCAGCCGCAAGUGGUGGAGCAGAUCAGAGCCACCUUCGCUGGCCUCUACACUCUAGACAUGGGCCCAGAGGGCGACAAAACAGUGGCAAUGGCUUUGGCUACACCAGACAAUUUUGUCCUGAAGCCUCAGCGAGAGGGAGGAGGUAAUAACAUUUAUGGAUCAGAGAUUUGCCAGGUACUGGAGGGAGUGAAGGAGAGCACAGAGAGGACAGCAUAUAUUCUAAUGGAUCUGAUCCAUCCCAGCCCUGUACACAACUACCUGCUGAGACGAGAUGCUUCGCUCCAAGUCAGCAAAUGUCUCAGCGAACUGGGAGUGUUUGGAGCAUAUGUCAGGCAGGGCAAAGACAUGGUGAUGAACGAGUGUGUGGGUCAUCUGCUGAGGACCAAGAGUUCAGAGCACUCCGACGGGGGCGUAGCAGCAGGAGUUGCCGUGCUGGACAAUCCACUUCUGGUCUGAGACCUUAACACGGUUUCCUGCUGGACUCUGACUACAACUGCACAAGCAGACAGCUGUGAAAUCAGGGUUGCACUUUAGAGCUUUGCCACAACUUGAGUCAGAAAGAAGAGAUGCCUAGCAACUUUUGGACAGAAUUAUGAGAUGAAUGUUUGGUCAUAUUCUGGGUAAUGACAAGCUGAAGUAGAAGUAGAUGAGUUUAAGUUGAAGGAACGGUAUAUACAACAAAAAGUAACUAAUGAUGUUUAAUCACAAAAUAACUCCUGGUAUGUACUUAACAGAUUGAUCAUACAUAGGAGUGUAACAUGACCCAAGGGUGUAUUUUUCCAUAAAAUACAUCUUUAAGACUAAAUAGUAACUGUAAAUACAGUAAAUCUAUAAAUCUUACAGAUAAAACUUCCAUUUCUUUAGGUAUAAAUAUCCGUGAUAAUAGAUGAUUCUGAAGGCAACUUAAACCAAUGUUUGCCUGUUGCCUAUAUUUUGUAUAAUAAUGAUUCCUAAAGAGUUCACGAGGGCCAUGUUCAUUAAGACUAAGUGUUGCCAGCCAGAUAAAAGGAAAACCUCAAAGUGUCCUUUGACCAUAGAUUUUUUCUAUUUAUCAUCAACUCAUUUAUGCAGGUACUGUGAUGUUUUGCUGUGACUUUAUACUGUAGGAAAUUGAACAAUAUCUUAAAGACAUGGUGGUACAGGGCAGAAAAAGCAGAACCAUUUUUCUCAUUCCUUGUGGACCAAAUGUUCCUGCUCGACAUGCAGUUAAAAAGAAAACUAUCAAACAGUCAUUUGGUAGGAAAUAAUGCUACAUUAUAGGUAUUUUUACAGGUUAAAGGCUUAAGAUUUAGCCUGUGGAGGAAAUAGAAUUAUGAGUUAAUUAUGACACAGAUUCAAUGGCAUUGUCUUUAUAAAGUGAAGAGAUAUAUUUCAGAUCUUUGAAUCAGCUGACCAGCCACACAGACAGCUGGGGUACAGGAUGAACACUAGUCCCAUGUGUCAUUGGCUGUUCACUGGAGAAAAUAAAUACCUCUUACCUCUCCCUGUUACACUCGUGUCGUGCAUCCUACCACCUCUCGUGCAUCCUACCACCUCACAUACUGUUG